Messenger RNA from Armigeres subalbatus, 2127 nucleotides. RefSeq lists its product as uncharacterized. The coding region runs from base 134 to 2050 and encodes 638 amino acids. The transcript has a single exon. The record is from RefSeq and is a predicted model, not a curated record. Lineage: Eukaryota; Metazoa; Arthropoda; Insecta; Diptera; Culicidae.
GACCGGUGCCGAACAAGUCGUCGUGGGGUGUACGCACAGCAUAAUGGAAAAAGUUUAAUCUGUUCAAUAGCCGGUGAAGUCACCUCGACAACAAUCGUUUCGCUUGUCUCACGUGGUAGCAGAAUUGGAAGAUAUGAAUAUGGCGAGCAGGAAGACAAUUAAAAAAUUGCUAACUUUAUGUAUGUUGAAGUUGGUUGUUGAAUUUGUGCGGUGUAAUAAAGAAGACUUUCAAAUGAUUAACCAGUACGAAGAAAUGGAGAAACACGAAAAUUAUUCACGAAUUAGUUGGUACGUUGCAAGUGAGCGCAGUACGGUAGAAUGCGGUGGAGUUUUCAAAAGACUGCAGAAUGAAAUAUUAUCGCCUGGAUAUCCUGAUAAAUACGGAGAAGAGCUACGCUGCGAGUAUACCUUCAAGUCACCGUUUGUUUGUAGCAGUCAAUACCAUUUCCAGUUCUUGGAUUUUGCGUUGGAGCCUUCCAGAAAUUGUUACAAGGAUCGCUUAGUGAUUGGGGAUGAGGAAAUUCUUUGUGGAACCGUGUUGGGUUCGAAGAUAUAUAACUCAACGGAUGGAAUUCUGAAGAUAAAGUUUGUGACUGAUGGAUGGGGUAGUGAUAGAGGAUUUAGGCUUCUCGUUACAAGACAGCCAUGUGAAGAUCAAGAAGCAACAGAAUCAUCAACUAGUUACAAUGUUUAUACCACGAUACAAGUGGCUGAAGAAACAACGGAUCCUCCUUUAAGCGAAGUCGAAGAUCAACAAACAAAAAAUAAAACAUUCAAAGUCAGUAGCCGUCAAGAUAUUCCGCCAGAAUUCAAUCCAAGUGGCAAUGGUUAUCUUCCUCCAUCCGGAAGCACCGCUCCUCCUUUCUAUCCUUCUACAAAUGUGUGUCCAACGUUUUGCAAUCCUUACCAAAAUUGUUAUCCGUAUAAUCCAGGAACCAACUAUCCCACAUAUCCGUCAUAUUCUUCAAACGUACCCGGUACAAUAACUCCCGUUUAUCCUAGCUACCCAGGAAACAGCUAUCCUACGUAUCCGUCAUAUCCCAAUAAUCCUACACCAAUAUCACCUACAUAUCCUAACAACUACCCCACUAGUCCCGUUUAUCCAGGAACUAUAACUCCCACAUAUCCUAAUCCAACCUGCCAAUACACUCCAUGUACCUCCGUAAAUCCAAUCAACCCCAAUUACCCCGGGUAUCCGACAUACCCAAAUAACCCUAAUAAUGGAGGGGGAACUAAUUCCAUCGGAGGUGCACCUCCUGGGUAUCAGCCUAACGUCCAAGAUCCAGAAAUUGAGCUUGCGGAAAAUGUUUCCUCCAGUAAACCCGAGCGCCAGGACAUCCCGGUUCCACCAUACCUACCCCCCACGCAGCCAGGUAUUGCUCAAUGCUGCCGCAACGUGUUUAACCAAAGACGCUUCUACUUGGUUAGUUCGAACUUUCCCAGCUAUGAAACAUACAACAGGGAUUGCGCCUACCAAAUCUAUCGAUACUCGCCCAACACAUGCCGAUUGGUUAUCAGCUUCAAAUACUUCCUGCUGGGAGAUGAUCGCCUGAACUGUGCCGAAGCUUUCUUAGAAAUCGACGGACGCCGCGUUUGUGGUUGUCGUUCCGGAAUGGUCUACACAACCCAAUGGAACAAUGCUCCCAAGUUUAUCCGCGUUCGAACCACUCGAAAUCGUUUCACGAAUGUUCAAGGCUUCGUGUUGGAUAUCUCUCAAGAGAGCUGCCCCUACCGAUACGUCCGAAGUGAGCCUUCGGUCCAGGAUCGUUCCGACAAUUUCCACGCACAGCAGCUAACUCCGGUGAACGUCACCACAGUCCAGACCAAUUCCAGUACAACGUACAGUUAUUAUUACUUUAACAUGGAACCAUCGGUUAAACUAGGACAAACCAAAGCAGCUUCCACCAUACGGAGUAAUCCUGAGGGCCCAUCAUCUAGAUUCUUUUAUCCGUCCAGCGGGCAGCCAUACGCAGCAUGUCAAUUCAAUGCACUCGAUUGGCUCAGGUUAAAGGUGGAAUCUCUCUGGGUUGCAAAACCGCUUUGCUAUUAGGAUUUAAAUCAACAGUAACACAAAUAAAUUAUAUAAUAAGUGUACAUAAAAUAAAAAUGUAUUCUAGUGAUAGGGAA